AUGGGUGCUGGUCACUAUUACAAAAUCCUGAAGAAGAGGUUGGCGAUGAUAUUGCACCUAGAUCAACAACACGGAGAGCAGAUUUCAGAAGAAAAUGGUGAUGGGGAACCUAAGCCUGAAAAACUUGCGUGGCUGCUUAACAAAGCAAAAUUGGAGUGUACCCUUGAGCAAUUUUACAAUGGUUGCACAAGGAGGAUCAAGGUCCAAAGGGAUGUUUAUGAUAUUUACGGGAUAGUUUACAUUUUUCUUUGUUCAUUCUCUGGUUUUGUGUUGGUUAUCAUCUUACUUUUAUCUGUUGGCAUUUUGGCUUUAUUCUCUUUUGGCUAUUUCCUGAACAGUAGGAGGAGGAAUGUUGAAGAAAUUUUGUACCUCUAUGUUAUGCCUGGUUGGAAGAACGAAACAAGGAUAACAUAUCCUGGGAAAGGAGGCCAAGUAUACGGAAGACCUCCUACUGAUCUAACACUUGUGCUGAAAGAAAAACCGCAUGCUUUUUUUCAGAGAGAAGGACAUGAUUUGGUUGUCAACCUUAAAAUAUCUCUUGUAGAGGCUCUCACGGGGAAAACAUUUCACAUAACAACAUUGGACGGAAGGGACCUCCCAAUUGAAGUGAAGGAUAUUGUGAAGUCAGGUUAUAUGAUGGUGGUCCCAAAUGAAGGAAUGCCGCUUAUAAGGGAACCUGGCAAUAAAGGAGACCUGUAUAUUAAGUUUGAUGUAGUGCACCCAUCAAUGCUUACCACAAAGCAGAUGGAUGAGCUGAAAAUGAUUCUAAAGGAACCUCUUGACUAG
Messenger RNA from Lotus japonicus, 786 nucleotides. RefSeq lists its product as uncharacterized. The coding region runs from base 1 to 786 and encodes 261 amino acids. Gene Ontology annotation, cellular component: cytosol. The record is from RefSeq and is a predicted model, not a curated record. Gene Ontology annotation, molecular function: protein-folding chaperone binding. The transcript is spliced from 3 exons. NCBI's taxonomy places the organism in Eukaryota, Viridiplantae, Streptophyta, Magnoliopsida, Fabales, Fabaceae.